AAUUCCCUGCAACGCUGUUGGACACUUUUCUAGUUUAUGAGACUCGUGGACAUCGAGUUUGAAAUAUGAGCGAUCUUGGAUUUACCGAUAUGUUAAACACGGACUCAUCCCGAGUGUCAGGAGAUACUGGCUUCAGUGAAUUAUUGCGGUCAGCAGAACGGUUAUCUGCUGCUGUAGAAGGCAAUGAAGAACUUCCUCAGGUUGAGAGAAAUCUUCGUCAAAUUUUAGAAGCUUCCAACGAACUUUGGUCUCGUGUCACACAAACCGGCACGCAGGAUAAUCAAGUACAAGCGCAUCUGUUGCUUGGUUCACGUGGUGUUGAUUUACCUCAGAUUUCGCAGAAAUUAAGUUCACUUAGUGCACGACGUACAUUUGAACCUUUAGAUCCUAUUGCGGAUACAGAUAUAGUUAAUUACCUUAGAAAUGAAAAAGAAAAUGCUAUUUUAUCAAUCAUUGAACAGGUUCAUAAAGAUACAUUUGAACUUACCAGAGUUCAACAAAUGGAGCAUAUGUUGGGUGAAUGGAAACAAAUGAGAUUUGAGAUAAUAAAUGCCAUGACAGCUCCGUCUGGGGAGCUUGUAGAUUUACGUGGUACUCCACAACGUACUAAAUUAGCUGGGUCAAUGAUUACUGGUUUAUCCAGUGUAGAAGUAGCUUAUGUAAAAGAAUUACAAAAUUAUAAUGAUCAUGUGCUUAGGGGAAUAACUAAGCCAAAUUUGUUUAAUGCAUUUUGUGAAGCUGCAAAGUCAUUUGAUGACAAAAAAAUUGUGGACCUUUGGAAAAUGGUUAAAUGUAUGGUAAAUAUUCGACCAGUCCCCAGAGAAGAUCAGAUCAAAUCAAGAGGUACACCUAUUGUUGAACAAGAAAUUGUAUUACAUGCAAGAAAAUACUUGGAAGAUAGAUACAAAGAAUUUAUGAACUCUGUUAUUAAUGAAAACCCUGCUCAAGCCAAACGGGGUGGCAUUCCAGGCACUGUGCCAUUAGUUAAAAGUUUUGUCAGUGUUAAAGUACAAAAUCUGAAAGAUUUAGAAGCUGUCAUGGUUGAAGACAAACCAUUGUGGCCUUUAGUUUAUUAUUGUAUGAGGGUUGGUGAUUACAAAGCAGCAUUGCAAUGUCUUAGUCAGUGUAACACAGAAUUUCCAGAAUUUAAAAUUGCCUUGGAAGAAGCUUGUUGUGAUGUUCAGAGACAUCCUAGUAGUUCUGCAGAAUCAAAUUUAAAGUUACAAUACAGAAAACAUGUUAGAUCAGUUACUGACCCAUAUAAAAGAGUUGCAUAUUGUGCACUAGUUCCUUGUGAACCUGAUGACUUGCACUCUGAUGUAAUAUGCACAGCUGAUGAUUAUUUGUGGUUGAAACUAUGCCAGGUUAAAGAUCAACCAGAUGCAGAAAAUAAAUUGACCUUAGAUUAUUUACAAACUAUGAUAUCAGAAAUAUAUGGAGAAUCAUAUUAUCAUGCUCACGAACAACCAUUUGUAUAUUUUUCAAUGCUAUUUUUAACUGGUCAGUUUGAAGCUGCAAUUGAAUUUUUGGCAAGAGGUGCAGCAGCAAGGCAUCUACCACAUGCUGUGCAUUUAGCGGCUGCUAUGCAUGAACAUAACUUAUUAGGAGUUAGUCAAAGUGUCUUAGCACCUUUAAUAAGCGUUGAUCCUGCUGAUAAGCCUCCUGCUAAAAGAUUAAACUUUGCCAGAUUAAUAUUAUUAUACGUUAAACGAUUUGAUUCUACAGAUCCAAAGGAAUGUUUACAUUACUUAUUCUUAUUAAGAUCUAUGAAAGAUCCGCAUGAUCGUAACAUGUUUGCUGCAUCAGCUGCAGAAAUGGUAGUUGAUAUUUCUCCAGCAGUCAGAACUCAAUUAAUUGGAAAGAUAGUAGAAGAUCGUUGGAUACCAGGAAUUUUAGAUCAAUUCCAAAUUAAUACAGAGGAUGUUAUAAACAUAAGCGCAGAUACAUUAUAUAGAAAAGGUCUUUUAGAAGAUGCAGUGACAGUAUAUGAUCUUGCUCGCAAUCACGAAAAAGUUCUUAGUCUCAUGUGUACGCUCUUGGCGCAAGUUGUUAAUCAAAGGACUUCUCCGGGAUCACUCAGAUCUCGAUUGCAAGUGACUGCUACCGACAUAAGCAAAAGGUAUCAAAACAUUGAGAUACAAGCACCUUCUGAAUUGGUAUCUGCAUUUUACACUUUAAAGCAUCUAAUGGUGUUCUUUGAUCAAUUUCACAAUGAACAAUACCAGAGUGCGCUUAGGACUAUUUCGGAGUCGAAAUUACUACCAUUAAAUAUAAAAGAAGUCGACGAAAGAGUAAACGCGUUGCGGCGAGUACCACCUGAAGUAACUGGUACAUUAGCCGACGUUCUUUUAGCUACAAUGACAAUACUUUAUCGUCAAUAUCAAAAGUUACGAUCGAUGGAACCAGGCGAUGAAGAAGCAAGAAAACAGCAACUUCUUGAUCUUCGAGAACAAGCACGAGCAUUAACUAGUUUCGCAGGAACACUUCCGUAUCGUAUGCCAAAUGAAACAAAUAGUAAACUUGUACAAAUGGAGAUCCUUAUGUGCUGAAUUAAACAUAUUUCUUACUUUAUUUUCGAUAUACUACUGUAAGUGAUACAACUGAUACAUUUGUGCGAGCGAAUUAAUGAGGCAUAAAUAAUAAUAUGUGUUUACAAUUCUUCAAUUUUUAAAAGUAUUAUAAAUACAAUGUAUAUAUUUUUUUGUACUUCCAUAAGUUAAACAAAAAUUAUAAAUAGAAUAAAUGUAUUGACUUUCGAGAAGCGCAAUUGAACAUAAGAAAUGCGAUUAGUAAUUUAUUUUUUUAGUAUGUUUAAAAUAUAUUUAUUUUAUUGAUAAAAUUUUUUACCCAAAAGAAUUAUUGUCAUUUGUACUUUUGAGAGAUGUAAUAGAUAUUCCAUAACUAAGAUCUUGGACUUUCCCUUCUUUCAUAGCUCUAUAGUCAAGCAACAUUUCUUUGAAGGACAUGAAAUCUGUAAAUGUUGAUAGCACUUCAAAUACUUCACCUUCCAAUUCAUUUUGCUUAUUACUGUAUCAUUCAAUAAUCAUUAAAAAAAUCUUUUAGUAAUAUUUACGAUUUUCAUAUAUAUUAAGUAUAAAAUUGUUAUGCUUACUUUAAAUGUUCUAAAAAUGUGUCAAUAUUAAAAUGUGGUAUAAUCUUUUGCAAGUAAUUAACAAUAUAAUUUUCUACAGCCUUAUUCUAUAAAAAUCAUGUAUCAGUACAUAAGUAUAAAAAAUUUGUUACUUUCAUCACUGAACUACUUACAUAUUCAUUAAAUAUAUUUGUGUAAAUUAAUUUAUUUUCUUCCGCAGGCUCAAAAACAUCCCAAUAAUUAUCUAAAAAUUUUUUUUGAAUAGCAUGGAAAUCGUCUUACAUAAUUCCAAUUGUUUACAAAAUUAAGGCACUGUUUAUUUCUAUGGUAGAACAGCUUAUUAUUUGUCAGAUAUCAUCGAUAUCAAUAGGUCGAUAAUUGUUGAAAACGAGAAUCGAGGGAAUAUUAUU
Messenger RNA from Heterotrigona itama, 3501 nucleotides. Lineage: Eukaryota; Metazoa; Arthropoda; Insecta; Hymenoptera; Apidae. The record is from the annotation of a GenBank genome assembly.